AUGGAUUCUUCAUCUUACUCAUAUUCACAAUAUCAUCAUCUUGGUUUCAAUGAGAAUGACACUGAGGACAUGCUUCUUCUUAAUGUUCUAUCUGAAGCCAGAGAAGAUUCAUCAUCUAAUAAUAUUCAUGUGAAUCAUGAAGAAACUAAUGAAAGAUCGCGAAAAGAGGUGGCUACUAGUUAUAGAGGUGUAAGAAGGAGGCCAUGGGGGAAAUACGCGGCUGAAAUAAGGGAUUCAACUAGAAAUAGUGUUAGGGUUUGGUUAGGAACAUUUGACACUGCUGAAGAAGCUGCAUUGGCUUAUGACCAAGCUGCAUACGCGUUGCAUGGGACAAUGGCGGUGCUAAAUUAUCCAGUGGAGAUGGUGUAUCGAUCGUUGAUGGAGAUGGAUUGUAGAUUUGAAGAAGGAUGUUCACCUGUUUUGGCUUUGAAGAAAUGGCAUUCUAUGAUGAAAAAGGGUAAUAAUAAGAGUAAUAGUAAAAAGAAGGAAGAAAAAGAAAUGAGUUGUGAAAAUGUGUUGGUUUUAGAGGAUUUAGGUCCUGAUUAUUUAGAGGAAAUUUUGAUGUUGUCUGAAGGAAGUUCUGAUCCUUCAAUGUAGAUUCGCGCUAGGAAGUUCCACGUUGGGGGUAAAACUCUCUGUAAUAAAGGUGACUUUGUACCUAGGAAGACUCGAACUCGAGACCUCUACUCAAGGAUGAAAGAGUACUUAUCACUCCACCACAAUCCUUA
Molecule: messenger RNA, 728 nt
Organism: Solanum tuberosum (potato)
Lineage: Eukaryota; Viridiplantae; Streptophyta; Magnoliopsida; Solanales; Solanaceae
Product: ethylene-responsive transcription factor 1B-like
Exons: 1
Coding region: 1-597 (198 amino acids)
Biological process (GO): regulation of DNA-templated transcription; ethylene-activated signaling pathway
Molecular function (GO): DNA-binding transcription factor activity; DNA binding
Source: RefSeq, a predicted model, not a curated record